AUGGCAUUUCUUCCGAACUUCGAUGACCUUCCUCCUGUCAAGGGGAUGCCGCAAGGCUGUGCAUGGGGUAUCUUCGACAAAGACGACAAGAAUGAUGCCCUGGGCACCCUGAAUCUACUCACCCCAGAAGUUGUGAAGGAUGCUGUCGCAGAGAACAUGAUCCCUAAUACCACUAGUUGGCCCAUCGGAAGCAUCAAAAUCCCAGGGUUCUUUCAAAAAAGCCUCUGCCAUAAUGUCAUGAAGUUGGAAGACCCAGCAUCUGGCAGCCACUAUGGGUUUGACGAUGAGAUCGAGUUCAAUACCCAAGCCAGUAGUCAAUGGGAUAGUUUCGCUCACUUCAUGCACCUCCCAACCGGCCUCGCCUAUAACGGAGCAAAACCAACAAUCGAUGCAUUUCAAACCCUCAAAUCUGCCCAAUGUCUUCCAACACUAGACCACUGGCACCAACGCGGCUGUGCGACAGGCCGAGGCGUACUAAUCGACUUCAAAAGUUACGCGCAGAACCACGGGAUAAGCUACGACCAAUUCUCCGGUUUCCGCAUCGGGACCACCGAGUUAGAAGCAGUGGCUGUCUGGCAGGGGUUAACCUUCCGAACAGGAGAUAUCCUCCUCAUCCGAUUCGGCGUAACUGAGACGCUGGAUCAAAUGACUGGCGCCGAGCAGGGUAUUGCGAUGAGCAGCGGCAAAAUGUGUGGGCUGGAGGGGAGUAAGGAAAUGGCGCGGUGGCUUUGGGAUCGACAUUUUGCUGCUGUUGCUAGUGACAACAUGGCUGUUGAGGCUAUGCCGCCUAUCAUCGAUGGUGUUGAGCAGCCUACCCAUGAGCUUGUGUUGCAUCAGUGGUGUCUUAGUUUGUUGGGUAUUCCGCUUGGUGAGCUUUGGGAUUUGAAAGCGCUGGCUCAUGCUUGUAGGGAUAGUAGGCAGUAUUCUUUCUUGCUUACUUCGUCUCCGCUGAAUUUUCCUGGUGCUGUCGCGAGUCCUCCUAAUGCACUGGCUAUUCUGUGA
Messenger RNA from Penicillium samsonianum, 1002 nucleotides. Its product is annotated as cyclase. The transcript has 5 exons. The record is from RefSeq and is a predicted model, not a curated record. The coding region runs from base 1 to 1002 and encodes 333 amino acids. Gene Ontology annotation, molecular function: arylformamidase activity. Lineage: Eukaryota; Fungi; Ascomycota; Eurotiomycetes; Eurotiales; Aspergillaceae.